GAACUGUGAACACUGUGAACAAUUGACCUGCAAUACAAUCAAGAGCUCACUCCAUGGAAUAUAUCAAUUGAAUCUGUCGACAUACCUGCCAAAUGGCUUCCUCGCCAGUAUCCUACCGCCCCCGACAGAAAAAGAAGCUCCCAACAACCUUCUCCGGCUCCAGCAAUAAUGACUUGAUCCUCAACGCCGGCUCAUCGCAUGCAGCUCCUGCUUUCCCGCUGGUUUCUUUCAUGUGGUUUGCUCGCGGCGCAACUUCGCAAUGGCUUAUACUUCCGUUGAUUCUUAUGGUGGUUGGAUUGUUUCGAUGGGCUGUGAGUUUGUGGGGGUAUUCAGGAUUCAAUACGCCUCCAUUACACGGCGACUUUGAAGCGCAGAGACAUUGGAUGGAGUUGACUAUUCAUCUGCCGCUCACGAAAUGGUAUUUUUAUGACUUGCAAUACUGGGGGCUUGAUUAUCCGCCAUUGACGGCGUAUCAUAGCUGGUUAUUGGGAAAGAUUGGCUCACUGAUUGAGCCGUCUUUCUUCGCUCUCGAUACCUCGCGGGGUAUUGAGGACCCCCUUCUCAAGCUCUAUAUGCGCGCCACCGUUAUCGUAUCGGAGUAUCUUGUCUAUAUCCCCGCCGUCGUGUUAUUUGCGCGUCGUUAUGGUCGACUUCUUGGGGUACCGAUGUGGUCAACUUCAAUUGCUCUGGUCGCUAUUUUGAUGCAGCCGGGAAAUAUACUCGUUGAUCACGGUCAUUUCCAGUACAAUACUGUUAUGCUCGGUCUUGUGGUCGCCAGUGUUGAGAGUAUACUCACUGGUCGACUUCCGUUGGCAUGCGGCUUUUUCGUUGCGGCAUUGUGCUUCAAGCAGAUGGCACUCUACUAUGCACCCAUUAUGUUCUCGUUCCUUUUGGGAAGUUGUGUCUUCCCUCGCAUACGAAUCGGACGAUUCUUACUGAUAGCUUUGUCGACUGUGGCUGCUUUUGCUCUUAUACUUGUACCAUUAAUUGCUGCAUUGCUGAAUGAUUGGACUCAUGGCACCCCAUUGCCUGGGACAUCACCGACUCUCCUCGCAAAUAUUCCUAUUGAGCUCGAUGAAAAAGCAUGGUACUAUGCUCCAUUACUUCAACUCGGCCAACUUAUCCAUCGCAUAUUUCCAUUCGCACGAGGACUGUUUGAAGACAAAGUUGCAAACGCCUGGUGUGCUAUCCACACAUUCUACAAACUCCAUCGGUUCCCAUCAUCAUUAUUACAGCGUGCCUCACUUGCUGCCACUUUGGCAUCAAUCUCAAUCCCCUGUCUCGUCAUCUUCCGCUACCCUCGACCACAAUUCCUACUACUUGCUUUGAGUAGCUCUGCCUGGGGAUUCUUCCUGUUCUCUUUCCAGGUCCAUGAAAAGAGUGUUCUACUACCUCUCCUCCCCAUGACCCUCCUCCUCGCCGGUGACGGAGGCCUCAACAAAGCCAAUCGCGCCUGGAUCGGUUGGGCCAAUAUCCUCGGCGCAUGGACCCUUUAUCCACUAUUAAAACGCGAAGAACUCCGCAUCCCUUAUUUUGUCAUCACUUUACUAUGGGCGUACCUGUUAGGUCUGUUUCCAACGUCAAUUGAGAUAUUCAGAUCGAGGAAUAUUACCACUACCACCAAAGAGGCCACGGUGCGAGGACCCACAAUUCUGGUCCAUUUUAUCUUUUACCUGAGUAUGAUUGGAUGGCAUCUUGUUGAAGCAUUUGUGCCACCACCAGUCGAUAAGCCAGAUUUGUGGGUGGUGCUAAAUGUGCUUAUAGGCGCGAGUGGAUUCGCGUUAGCGUACCUGUGGACGACAGGUAAUCUUGUUGUGCAGGCUUAUAGAUUGAAUGGGAGACCGAGUGGGAAUGUGAAGAAGAUUCAAUAGGUCUCCCAUUGCUUGUGUUGAUACCAAGUUAGAAAUUUAAAAAGUGACAAUGAUUCUUCUACUAUAGUACAUAUAUAUAUACAAGUAUUUAUUCCCAUCCAUGAACGCCCAUAUCAAUCAAUCAGAGAGGAGUCUCCUAAAGGAUUCCACGAGCCAAAAGCCGUAAUGAUAAUGCUGUAUAUGCAACUGACAUCCCCUUCCAUCCGGAAUACAUAUUUCUUCCUCCCCUGGAUUUGAAUGUGCUUGCUUCAAGAAUCAAAUCUUGAACCCAUAUCCAGCCAUACAAGCCUUAUAUUGCUCAACCAAAGGUUUACAAUCCGUCUGCGCUGGAUCAUCAGCUUUGGAGAAGAGCAUGCAAUCAUCUCGAGCGGUUU
Molecule: messenger RNA, 2245 nt
Organism: Talaromyces stipitatus ATCC 10500
Lineage: Eukaryota; Fungi; Ascomycota; Eurotiomycetes; Eurotiales; Trichocomaceae
Product: glucosyltransferase
Exons: 2
Coding region: 93-1871 (592 amino acids)
Biological process (GO): protein N-linked glycosylation
Cellular component (GO): endoplasmic reticulum membrane
Molecular function (GO): dolichyl pyrophosphate Man9GlcNAc2 alpha-1,3-glucosyltransferase activity
Source: RefSeq, a predicted model, not a curated record